Molecule: messenger RNA, 3876 nt
Organism: Sceloporus undulatus (fence lizard)
Lineage: Eukaryota; Metazoa; Chordata; Lepidosauria; Squamata; Phrynosomatidae
Gene: TENT5B
Product: terminal nucleotidyltransferase 5B
Exons: 2
Coding region: 211-1488 (425 amino acids)
Biological process (GO): mRNA stabilization
Molecular function (GO): poly(A) RNA polymerase activity; RNA binding
Source: RefSeq, a predicted model, not a curated record
GCGUCGCUGGUGGGGUCGGAGGGGGGAAGCAAAAGGGGCUGAGGCACUUGAGGCGAGGAAGAAGUGGACGACGACGCUGCCCCCCUCCUUCCUUCCUUCUAGAAUCUUCCAUUGGCUCGUUUUAUUAUAUAUACAGAUUGUUUCUCCUCAGCGCCUCCAUUUUGUUUCUUUGAGCAUAUCUGUCUAUCUUUUGCGGAGGUUUAGCUCAGGAUGCGGGCUGCGACGGGGCCUUCCUCUUCGUCCUCCGCCUCAGGCUCCGGGAAAAAGAAGCAGCAGCAACCGCAGCAGCAGCAACCAGGGACGCCGCCCAGCAGCAGCAUCAGUACCGCCGCCGCCGUGGAAGGCCGCUUCAGCGUCCUGAGCUGGGAGCAGGUGCAGCGGCUGGAGCACAUCCUCGAGGAGGCCGUCCCCAUCCACGGCCGGGGGAACUUCCCCACUCUGGCCGUGCGCCCCACCAGGAUCGUCCAGGUGGUACGUAGCCGUCUGGAAAAGCAGGGCAUCACAGUCCACAAUGUGAGGUUGAAUGGCUCAGCAGCUAGUCACGUGCUGCAUCAGGACAGUGGUUUGGGCUAUAAAGAUCUUGAUCUCAUCUUCUGUGUAGACCUAAAACGUGAGGAUGUCUUCCAGCUGGUUAAAGAUGUCGUGAUGGACUGUCUAUUGGACUUCCUCCCGGAAGGAGUAAACAAAGAUAAGAUCACUCCCAUGACUCUGAAGGAGGCCUACGUGCAGAAACUAGUGAAAGUGUGCAAUGAAACAGAUCGCUGGAGCCUUAUAUCACUGUCAAACAACAGCGGGAAGAAUGUGGAACUCAAAUUUGUAGACUCUCUCCGAAGGCAGUUUGAGUUCAGCGUAGACUCUUUCCAGAUAAUAUUGGACUCACUGUUGCUUUUUGGAGAGUGUUCAGAAAAUCCCAUGUCUGCAAACUUCCACCCAACUGUCACGGGGGAAAGCAUGUAUGGGGACUUUGAGGAGGCGAUGGACCACCUGAGGAAUCGGAUCAUUGCCACUAGGAAUCCAGAGGAAAUCAGAGGCGGUGGGCUUCUCAAGUACUGCAACCUUCUUGUGAGGGGAUUUAAACCCAAGUCUGAAGUUGACAUGAAGGCACUACAGAGAUACAUGUGUUCCAGGUUUUUUAUAGACUUUCCUGACAUAGGGGAACAGCAGAGGAAGCUAGAGUCUUACCUCCAGAGCCACUUUGUUGGAAUGGAGAGUAAAAGGUAUGAUUGCCUGAUGACCCUGCACAGAGUGGUGAAUGAAAGUACAGUGUGCCUGAUGGGACAUGAAAGGAGGCAGACGCUAAACCUCAUUGCCAUGUUGGCUUUGAGGGUCCUGGCUGAGCAGAACAUAAUCCCAACGGUCACAAAUGUGACCUGCUAUUAUCAGCCAGCACCAUAUGUCAGUGAAGUCAAUGUCAACUACUAUGUAACCCACAUGCAGCCUCUCCUGCCUUGCAGUCACUCCUACCCAACUUGGCUCCCUUGCAACUGAGCACUGAAGUGGUGCCAGUCCUUGUCCUGUGGGGAGCAGAGGUUGUGGGCUCUGAAGAAAAAAAUGGUCCUCUUGCUCCUGCAUUGAAACUAAGUCUGCUGUAUAUCGUGGGGCAAUUGUGCAGUGUUAUGAGUAGUUAUCAGAAAUGUUUACAAUAAAAAAAAGCUUGAGUUAUGUAUGGGGUGGGUGGAUAGGAUUAGGUUUAAAGGUAGAGCUGCACUACCUGAAAUGCGAGCUGAUUUUUUUCUCUCUUUAGUACAAGAAGCAUGAACGGUUGUGCAGACUCAGUUUCAGAAGAUACGCCAAAGUGGCUGAUUCCUUUUAAGGGACCAAAGAAAUCCUAUUCAAGUGCCUGUUAAACCUUUAAUUUUUUUUUCUGUAGGGAAAGAAUUCCUUAUUAGUAGUUUAAUUGGGGAUGUCUACAAUUAAUUUUGGGGUUUAGGGUCACUGAAUCAUUUCUGUCAAGGGAAAAUGACAUGGGCAGGGGUUUGCAAGAGCAGCCUCUGCACCAUGGUUUGCUAUCUGAUGGACCAGCAGUACUGAUUAAUAGAGCAGAGCCAGGAAAAAAAGUGGGCCGGAUUCAUACUAGAGUUUGGAGAAGUUAUUCAUUUGGACUACAACUCUUAGAAUUCACCAAGACCAUCAUUGGCUCUUGGUCAUGUUUGCUUAGGGAAUCUGGGAGUUGUAGUAAAAAAAAACAAAACUUUCCCAAGCUGUGUUCUUAAUAGUAGAGAUGUUUUGACAAGAAUGAUGUUGUACCUUAUCAUGAGAAAGAAGCAACAGGGACCUGUCCCCAAAUGUGCAGUGCCAAAAAUCUGAGUGGUGAGUUUAUGAAGAAAAGGAUUUGCAUCGGUAUACCCUUUUGUUUGGGAGGAGGCAAUAGGGAGUGGUCUCUCGAAGAUGAAAAGUUGUCUACCAACUACUAGCAGGCUAAAAUGAACUGGACCUGAAGCACAAUCAGAUGUGGGCAGACCAAUAUACAUUAUUAGGAGCAGCUUUGGAUCUGAGACUACAAGAAUCCCAGGCUUCUUAAGGAAAGCAGUUGCAGACUCCCUUGCAUGAGAGUGCGCAUCUGUUCUUAUUGGCUGCCUAUGUCCACCUGCUCUUCUCCAUGUCAGAGAAAGAUAGCAUUUUAUAUCCUAGCAAUGGGCCUCUUUUUAAAUGACGUGCCCUGAAGUUUGGUUCUUCCUGCAGUGGGAGAGAGCUGUUGAAAGCCAGAUUUCUGUGUCCAGGAGACUUCUGUGUCCAGGAGACUCUUGGUGUCUUGUACAAAUACAUGAGCUUUUGAAGCAACUACUUAUACAGCACAAUACUCCCUUUUUCUUUUUCCUGACGUUUUGGAUUGCAUAGCAAUUCUUUGUGCAAUGUGUCAGUUCAGGUUAGUACUUUAUGCUUUUUUAGAAAGAUGAGGCAGUGAACACUGUGGCUUUUGGGCAGGCCUGCUCUGGAAGGGCUAUAUGAAGAUGGCUUCAUGGUUGUAUCCUUGAAGGUCAACAUACUUAUCUUGUUUCUUUGCAAUAAAGAUGUACCGUAUUGGGGCAGGCUGAAAAAAAAAAUUGAAAUAAACUAUCAUACUUGGAAUGUGUCUAGGUAAAAUUCUGCCUCUUCCUGGGGAAUAUGAGUUGAAUUGGUACGGCCAAACCCACAUUGCAUCUUCUGCCAUACUGACAAAUAUCUGCUUCUCCUUUGCCCACUUUCACAACUCUUACAAGCUGCAAAGGGGCAACUGUCCACUUUUAGAGAUGUCUAAUACAAUGUAAGCAGGGAGUUCUCAUUCUGCAGAUACUUCCUUUGUACAUCAUUGAAUUCUUCCAUGUUCCAAGAUAGAUGUGGCCACAUUGUCUGAUGUGAAGGAGCUGUAGUUAAGAUUUCCUUUUUCCACACCAAGAAAAGGUUGUUUCUACACUGUCACCUAUAGCAGCCCCUCAGUGUUUCACAUUUAAAAAGACAGAACUGGGUUUUCACUAAAAUAGCACAGCUGACUAGCAGCAUUUUUGACUGAAUUAUGGCUGAGGAAACAUAAAUAAUAGAACUGCCUCUUUAAAAUGAUAAAUAUGUGUUUUAAACAAAUCCUUCCUUAUAACCAAGGGCUUGCUGGAGGAAUUCUUUAAAAAUGCACUUUUGUGGCAUGAGAGGGGUGUGUGUUUGUUUGUGUGGUGAAACUCUUACAAAUGGAGGCUGCAUCAGACAUAUGCUGUGAUCAUGUUGUUUUUGUACGUGUGGCUAUUCUGAAGCUUUGAGGAGUAUGACACUUUGAAUGAAACUUCCAGACUUGUGUUUGAAUGUGCUCUGCAGCUAUCAAAACCUGUCAUGCACUAGGCCUGACAUGAGACUUGCUAGAUUCUUUAGAAUCUGUCACCAUAAAUAAAUACAAUGUAUUGAACUCUG